AUGUUGAAGUACAUAGUGGUACUAUCACUCAUCCUAUAUGUUGUCACCUGCAAUAUUUCCCAAGCAAAUGCUUGUUUCAUUAAUGCACUAUUUUCUUACCAUGUUCAUGUCAUCAACAAUCUCCCGCCAAACACCGAUCCAUUAAUCGUACAUUGUGCUUCCAAAGACAAUGAUAUGGGAAAUCAUACUGUGACCACGAACCAAGAAUUUCACUUUCAUUUCUGCAAAAGGCCGGUUGUCACUCUGUUUUUCUGUCAUCUGUGGUGGGGUGGUUAUAAGGACAUAGCUUUCGAGGCUUUCAACGCGAAGUGGGACAAUUCGAUAUGCACAGACAGAAAGUGCUAUUGGUCGGCAAGGGACGAUGGUAUUUAUUUCUCGGGCGAUCCUCCGACAAAUUACGUGAAGGCUUACGAUUGGGAAUAG
Messenger RNA from Striga hermonthica, 423 nucleotides. The record is from the annotation of a GenBank genome assembly. Lineage: Eukaryota; Viridiplantae; Streptophyta; Magnoliopsida; Lamiales; Orobanchaceae.